GUUUCCUAAAGUAACCUACCUAGCUAAGAUAGGUACCUGCUUAAGAUGAUAGGUUACCUGGUAACGUUGAACGCGUUGUUCAAGAAAGCAUCUACAUCCGCUCGUUUAGCUGGCCAUUCAUACAGUGUGGAAGGUAAGCAGGAUAGGAUCUCGACUGAUCACCGGAACAUAUGAUGGACACGCCGGCGUGAUUUCUAAGGACAGGCCGAGUCCUAAUCAACUACUCGCUCCUCAUAGGUAUAAACUGAUCACAACUCGCCGACCAUAUUACCUACCGUUCCGAUCAAGCCGGCUCCCUUCCCACGACUCCUCUACGCCUCACUUCCCCUUCCACCAUACCCCAGAGAAGACCAAGACAACAAACUAGGUAUAAAAAUACGUACUCGCACCAUGGCCAUCUACCACGUCGUGCUGUUCAAGUUCAAGGUGCUGGUGCCGCAGGACGAGGUCAAAGCGGCUUGCACCCGGAUGCUGGCCCUGGGCGACCACUGCAUCCACCCGACGUCCCAGAAGCCAUACGUCAAGGUCAUCGGCGGAGGGAAGGACAGCAGUCCAGAGGGGCAUCAGCAUGGCAUGACACACGUGUUCAUCAGCCAGCUCGAGAACGACGAAGACAGGAAAUACUACCUCGAAACGGACCCGGCGCACCUCGAGUUCAUCGAGAGCACUAGGGACAUACUCGAUAGAGUCCAAGUGGUCGAUUUCACGCCCGGCGAAUUCUGAGCAGCGGGGGAGGGCUGCACCGCACCUGGGCAGGGUGCGAUUUCGCGGUGGCGAUGGGUCAGGGUGCUAUGGCUGUGGCGUCGACGGGCUGCGUAGCGAUUCAGGAUCGACAAGAGGGAAGCAGCGCGGCGCCGGAUUGGAUGGACGUAUUCCCUAGCACCAGCAGGUCAGUUGGCCUGGGAAGAAGACGGUGCAAGUAUGAAGUAGGUUAACAACAGGCUACAAAUACCGUCCGAAAUAGAGUACACACCUUACAUACCUGUAUGGAUGCAUGCACAUCCCGGCAGCUAAGGCGGCGCAUCCGUCCAAUGGGACUCGAUCAAAUUCGACUCCUUCAUCGCAGCCCUAUAUCGAACCUCCCCACCCUCUGGCCCUGGUGUUUCUGCCGCUCGCCUAUGUGGGAGGGACGUGGUAUAGAUACGCAAGGUGCCUCGGGUAGAACGUAGACGUGUUAGGUACCACGCCGGUGGCUAAGCCCAUAGGGAUAGGAGGCAACCCAUGUGAGCAGGGCUCCGGCAGGGCUCUGGCAGGUCUCUAGCGCUGAUCCCCACCAUUCGGGGGGCAGAGGCAAGAUUAAUUGGCGCAUCUACCCCUUCUCGUUCCUCGGUAGUAGUAGGGAGGUGCUCUGCACUGCUACCUGCAGAUUCUCUAUGCAUCCCGCAUCGGCUUAGAGGUGGACUCAGACAACGGGAUAUGAGGUUC
Durotheca rogersii is the source of this 1425-nucleotide messenger RNA. RefSeq names its product dabb-domain-containing protein. The coding region runs from base 391 to 723 and encodes 110 amino acids. NCBI's taxonomy places the organism in Eukaryota, Fungi, Ascomycota, Sordariomycetes, Xylariales, Xylariaceae. The record is from RefSeq and is a predicted model, not a curated record. The transcript has 3 exons.